This is a messenger RNA of Ruditapes philippinarum (Manila clam), 1576 nucleotides long. RefSeq lists its product as uncharacterized. The record is from RefSeq and is a predicted model, not a curated record. Bases 52 to 1095 code for a protein of 347 amino acids. NCBI's taxonomy places the organism in Eukaryota, Metazoa, Mollusca, Bivalvia, Venerida, Veneridae. The transcript is spliced from 8 exons.
UAUUUUUAAAGUGAAAUUUCCCAAAAAGAAUCCAUAGAGGCAGAAGCUAGCAUGGAUGGUCUCAUAGAAGAUCUGGGUGUGGCACCAUUACCAGAUGCAUCACCAGCAACCAAGUCUGUCUUACAAACUGCAUUUGUAUCAACAAGUAAUGAAACAGAGUGCCCUGAAAAGGCAUCUCCCUCACCACCAAGACAGCAUAAAAGAAAGUGUAAACUGUUUGACCAUAACACAUGUAGAAAAACAGCUAUCAAAAAGAACCUCCUCUCCACAUUCAAGCCUAAGAGUCGGUAUGGUAUGUCCUGCUCUGCUGAUACAGCUUGGCAAAAGCGUGGCUUUGACAGCCUUACAUCUCAUACAUUUUUAAUGAGUUCGUCAAAGAUGGGGAAGAAGGUUCUGAAGAGUGUCAUAUGCCACAAACAAUGUUCAACAUGCAAUUGGUGGAGACGUCAUCGCCCUGGUCAGCAAAUACGACAACACCGAUGUGUACGAAACCACUUUGGAAGUGCCCGUUCCAUGGAGAGAAAGCUACUUAAAAGCAAGCACAAUAUCAGUUUGAAAAAGAAAUAUGAUAAAAACCAUAUGAUAAAAAAUUUAGGCAAAAGCUUUUAUGGUUUACAAAAUGAGAAGGGAAUCAAAAUCAGUAAGAUAACUAUAAGCCAUUUACAAAAGUGUGUGUCAUAUGCCCUUUCUAAGAACUGUGGGGACUUGCAUGGAUUACAAGAAAACCUUAAGGCAAUUAUUCCCCAUAACUUUGGGGAUCACCAGUUGUGUCAGCCAAGGUUUUGUGGUUAUCUAAGGAAUAAAGAUGUAUCCUAUAUCCACCGUUCUUUACCAUACAAAUCAAGUUUGACUGGUGAGAUGUUAAAGCAACGGUUAGACGACAUUAUGAAACCUUUUAUUGCCAAAGCCAGCCAACUAGUGAACCUAGGGUCAAGCCAGCAAUGUGAACACGCCAACCGAGAAGUGUCCUUAAAGGCUCCAAAGAACAUUUACUAUGGAGAGAGUGAGGCAUUAGAUGUUCGAGUUCAAGCAACUGCAGCAUUUAUAAACGAAGGAAGAAACUACAUAGUAGAGUUACAAUGUUUUGCAGUUUAGUUUCAAUGUUUGAUUUUCUACACCAGCUACAAGUAAACAAACAAGCUGAUUUGUCACCUGGUCACUACACACAAAAGUAUGCACAGCAUUGUGCCAUCAAACGCCAGAAAUGUCAGGAAACCUUUGCUAAGCCAUCAACAAAGGGAAGGCGCCUGUUUUUGAAAAAAGAGCGUGCUGUCAACCAGUCAGCUACAGAGUCACUCGAAGGGGCAACAUAUCAGUCAGAAGUUGGCCACACAGCUGACAUAGACAAAAUCCCCGAUCCUAUACCACGUGGAGUGUUCAAGCCAGUUUGUUCAAGUGGCGAACCCUUUUAUAUCACUGUGGAUCUUGAAACAACAGACCUUAUUCGAGGAGAUGUUUACCCCCAUAUUACACAGAUAGCAGCCAAACAUGUUGGUUCCGAGAAGAGCUUCAACUGCUAUGUGCUACCAAAAACUACCUAUGAGCGCAUCAGCAGAGCGAGUGACUAAAAUUAUUG